AUGAUUCUCAAAUAUUAGAGUAUCAAUAAAUACAAAACAAAUAUAAAAGAAAGAUUCUCAAAUACUGUUGGUCCUCUUAAUCAAAUAGAGAACAAUUUAUUGAAUGCAUGCUUAAGUAGUAUUAGCUAUAAUCAUAGAAAAAAUGAACUAUUUAAUAUUUAAUAAGAAUUAUUUCAACAUAAAUUACACUAUGUAAUAGAUUAUACAAACAAUUAAUGUCUUAAAAGUAUCAAAAGCAAAUUUGAUGAAUAGAUGUGUUUUUAAAAUGCAAGAGAUUAGAUUACAAUUUUUUAAGAAUUAUUUUAACAUACUCUAUAGAAAGAAUUAUUGUGAAUGUAUUAUAAAAUAAUUAUUAAUUAUGGCUGAUUAGAAAUAGUAAUUGUUUCUAAAAUAAUUAACUGUCAAUAUGUAAUCUCUUUAAAGAUACAUUCAAAAAGAAACUAAUGAAUAAAGAGAGAAAUGCUAUCAAAUUUAUUUAUAAUCAAAUGAAAAUUAUGAUGAAUAUUACAAAUGUAUUUGAUAUUCUAAUAUGAAAAGGUAUUCAGUAAUUACAAACUAAGAGAAAAACAGUAGAUCGUAAUUAUGAAUCAAUGGUUAAAUAUUGGCCAUUUUGGACUUAAACUUGUUUUGAGAAGUCAGAAACAAAUGAUUAAAUUUUGAAUUGUUAGAAACAUACAACAGAAUCUUUAACCAAUUUUUUAUAGAAUUCAAUCUAUUAGUUAUAAAUUUGAAC
This is a messenger RNA of Paramecium pentaurelia, 733 nucleotides long. NCBI's taxonomy places the organism in Eukaryota, Ciliophora, Oligohymenophorea, Peniculida, Parameciidae. The record is from the annotation of a GenBank genome assembly.